GAAAAAUAAUAGAAAUCCCUAGUCUUUGUGUUUCCUGAAACCAACCAAACAGGAAGCACAGGCAGUGUUGGAUGUAACUCUAUGAAAGAAACCGGCUUCGGAGUGGCAGAACUUGUUCCAGGAUCCCUUGGGUGUUGUGCCUUUGCCUAGAGAAGGAUGGAGGAGAUCCUAGCUGGUCUGUGUGGGACCAGUCCAAAAGACCCUCUUCCUGUGUGGGUCCAUGACAAUGUUGGACACUGCUUUAACCAGCUGAUAUUAAACAUGAUUCCCCAUGUAAUACUUGCUGUAAUCAGUGCCUGCUACAUAGGAACACCAAGGUCUUCAGUCUCUCAGGCUGUGAACAAACCUGGAUGGAAAUGCAGAAUUGCUGCGUCAUUUAUUCUUACUGGUUUGGCCAUCCUUGACAUAAUCCCUGCAAGUGUCUGGCAACAGAAACUAAAUCCCUUAUACUUAGAAGUAUUGUCAGAUGGCAUUGUCGCUGUGGCAUGGCUUACCCAUAGCUUGGCGCUGCUUGCUGUCUACAAGUCUCCAUACCGUUUCCAGCGUGGCCCAGUAAUUCUACUAAUUCUUCCAAUUCUCCCUGUUCCUUCCCUUAUCAUCACAUUGGUGUGGCACUUCCAGACAGAACUAGGUGAUCAGCAUAUUCAGCCUGUCACUAUCUUCAGGUUGUCCAUACUUUGUUUGCAACUGGUCUCUUUGCUUCUCUAUUUUGUUGGGUACAUCAUUCAUGUUGUUCAGAGGCCAGAUUCUUAUUCUAUCAAUGACUCAUACCAGCAUGAGCCCUUGAUUUCAGGUAUUUCAGAACCCACCUGGCCAGGAGUGGCAGAAGAUGGAGAAAGCUGGCUGUCUCGUUUCUCCUAUGCUUGGAUGAACCCCCUGAUGAAGUGUGGCUAUCAGCAGAAGCUACAUCAGCCACAGGAUACCUUUCAUCUACCUCAAAAGCUCCAAGCCAAUAGAGUCCGCCAGCACUUCUCUUCCUGCUGGCAAAAAAAGGCAGCUCUCAGCCAAGAGCAUGAAAAUACUGCCUCUUCCACAGACAGAUUAUUUGCCCCAAGUGAAGAAUUCUCAGUUCCAAGGUUGUCUCGUAAGACUCAAAAGUCCGUACGCCUUAUGUCAGUGCUGCAUGCCGCCUUUGGGCUACGCUACUAUUCCCUGGGCCUCCUCAAACUGGCUGGCAGUCUGCUGGCGUUCUCUGGGCCCCUGCUUCUGAAUCUGCUGGUCAGUUUCAUGGAGUCGCGCAAAGAACCUCUGAGCAACGGGGUGAUGUAUGCACUUGGACUUUUUGCCGGUUCCUUCCUGGGUGCCAUUUUAAGAAACCAGUUUAGUUACGAGAUAAACAACACAAUGCUGGUGGUGCGCACUGCAGUCAUUUCUGCUAUCUACCAGAAAGCCCUUCGAGUGAGUGGAAGUAGUCUGUCUGGCUUCACCACUGGUGAGAUUGUCAACUUUAUGAGCACCGACACUGAUCGGCUGGUCAACUUCUUCCUCAGUUUCCAUGAAUUGUGGAGCCUUGCCUUCCAGUUUGCCAUUACUUUGUACCUCCUGUACCAGCAGGUUGGAGUGGCUUUCCUGGGAGGGCUGGCUUUGGCUCUGCUACUCGUUCCUAUCAAUAAAGUGAUUGCGAAUCGCAUGAUGGAGAGUAACAAAGAGUUGCUGAAGCACAAGGAUGUACGAGUCAAGCUUAUGACAGAGUUCUUGUGUGGUAUGCGGGUGAUCAAGUUCUACACUUGGGAACAGCAUUUUGGCACAAAAGUGCAUGCUUGUCGAGCCCGGGAGCUGAAGAGUCUUCAAGCCCUCAAGUAUCUAGAUGCUGUGUGUGUCUACCUUUGGGCAGCACUGCCUGUGGUUGUCUCUAUUGUCAUAUUUAUCACUUAUGUUCUACUUGGUCAUCAGCUUUCAGCAACAAAGGUGUUUACAGCUUUGGCCCUCAUUGGGAUGCUCAUUCUCCCUCUCAAUAACUUCCCCUGGGUGUUAAAUGGGAUCUUGGAAGCCAAAGUAUCUUUGGAUCGAAUCCAGCACUUCCUUGAGCUUACAGACCAAGAUCUGGAUGCUUAUUACAGCAGAGCUGGCCCUUCUGACCCAUGUUCUCUGCUAGAAAUGCACAAUACCUCUUUCUCAUGGUCAACACCAAGCUAUGAUAACAGUGAGCCACAAAGACCUAGCACAAGUUUGCAACUUUAUAUUCAAGAUCUAAAGGUGGCAAAGGGUGCACUGAUUGGUGUUGUUGGAAAGGUUGGAUGUGGAAAGAGCAGUUUGCUUGCAGCUAUCACUGGAGAACUGAGAAGACAAGGUGAGCAGGUUUAUAUUUGGAACCUGGACAAAGGAUUCGGAUUGGCUACACAAGAGCCUUGGAUCCAGUUUACCACGAUUCGAGAAAACAUCCUGUUCGGAAAGGAAUAUGAUGCCAGAUUUUACCAGAAAGUAAUAGAAGCCUGUGCUCUCACUGAUGAUUUGAACAUUUUGCCAGCAGGUGAUCAGACAGAGGUGGGUGAGAAUGGGGUGACCCUCAGCGGGGGACAGAAAGCCCGAGUUGCACUUGCCAGAGCCGUUUACCAGGAGAAAGAACUGUACCUUCUUGAUGACCCACUGGCAGCUGUUGAUGCGGAUGUGGCCAAUCACCUAAUGCAGAAGUGCAUUUUGGGAAUUCUUGGACAUAAAACCAGGAUUCUUUGCACCCACAGAACUGAGUUCUUGGAGAAAGCCGACAUCUUAUUGCUGAUGGACAAUGGCAAAAUAAUCCAGACAGGACCACCAGGAGAAAUUCUACCACUGGUAGAGGCUGCCUCUAACUUUAGGAGGAUGGACAAGAGAAAAGAAGACAAGAUAUCUACAGUAGAUAACCAAGAAGAGGUCAUAGAACCUGAGGAGGAAGAAUCAGACCGGGCAAAAUGUCUUCUCAAGCAGGAGGAAGAGAAGAAAGAAGGGGCAGUGGCUUUCCAGGUCUACAAAGUUUAUUGGGUGGCUGUUGGCACCUGCCUUGCAGUGUCGAUACUCUUCUCCUUGCUGCUAAUGCAAGGUUCUAGGAAUGUUUCUGAUUGGUGGCUAUCAAACUGGAUCUCUAGCCUACCUCCUGCAGGAAAUACCACUAUCAACAACACAUUGUUUCUGCCCAAUUUACAGCUGCUGCUCUUCUCCCCUGGGGGACUUGUUUCCCCAGUCUUGGUCUCCAGUACUUCAAAUGGCACUUCAGAUGUGAAAUUUUACUUGACUGUGUAUGGUUGCAUUGCUGGGGCAAAUUCCAUCUUCACCAUCUUGAGGGCAUUCCUCUUUGCCUAUGGCACCAUUCAUGCUGCUACUGUUAUUCACAAUCGGCUGCUUAGACGAGUGGUGAAGGCCACAAUGACUUUCUUUGACACCACGCCAACAGGCCGCAUCCUUAACCGCUUCUCUUCAGACCUGUAUUGUGUUGAUGAUACUCUGCCCUUCGUUCUUAACAUCUUCCUGGCCAACAUCUUUGGACUACUGGGAAUGUUGGUGAUGAUCACUUACGGACUUCCUUGGAUCGGCCUCGUUCUGCUGCCCUUGGCAGUUAUCUACUAUUCCAUCCAACGCUAUUACCGGUGCACCUCCCGCGAACUCAAGCGCCUUUAUAGUCUCACCCUGUCCCCUAUCUACACUCAUUUCUCAGAAACUUUGACAGGGCUCAGCACAAUACGGGCAACUAGGGCCACAGACAGGUUUGAGACAGAGAACCAAGAGCGACUAGAGCUGAACCAGCGUUGCCGUUUUGCUAGCAACACUGCCAUGCAGUGGCUAGACAUUCGACUGCAGAUGAUCGGAGUUGCUGUAGUUACUGCUAUUGCAGGAAUAGCAAUUGUCCAGCACCAGAAGAAACUUGGAAAUCCAGGUCUUGUGGGCUUGGCCCUUUCAUAUGCCCUAUCAGUCACAAAUUUAUUGUCCGGACUCAUUACCAGCUUCACUCAAACUGAGACCAUGAUGGUGAGUGUAGAACGAACAGAGGAAUAUGCCACAGAGAUUCCCAUAGAGCCUCAGGAGAAAUUGAUCCAGGUUAGACCUGACUGGCCAAGCCAAGGUCACAUCGAAUUCCAGCAGGUUGUCCUGGCCUAUAGGCCUGACUUACCCAAUGCCCUGGAUGGGGUAACCUUUACUAUUUAUCCUGGGGAGAAAGUAGGAAUAGUUGGGCGCACUGGCUCUGGCAAAUCCACUCUCUUUUUGGCCCUUUUCCGAAUGGUGGAGCUGACAGGUGGCCAAAUUCUCCUGGACAAUAUUGACACCAGUUCUGUAGGUUUGAAGGAGCUGAGGUCUAGAUUGGCCAUAAUCCCUCAAGACCCAUUUUUGUUCAGUGGCACAGUCCGCGAGAACCUGGAUCCUCAGGGACAACACACAGAUAAUGACUUGUACCAAGUCCUGGAGCAAUGUCACCUGCAGGCAGUAAUUAAACGGAUGGGUGGAUUGGACUGUGAGCUAGGGGAGAGAGGAAAGAGUCUUUCUGUAGGACAAAGGCAGCUUGUUUGUUUGGCCAGAGCUCUCUUGACCCAAGCUAAAAUUUUGUGCAUUGAUGAGGCCACUGCAAGUGUGGAUCAGAAGACAGACAGAUUGCUCCAAGAGACCAUCCGCCAGCGAUUUGCAGAUAAAACUGUGCUGACUAUUGCUCACAGGUUGAAUACGAUCUUGGACUCAGACCGAGUACUGGUGAUGCAUGCUGGCAAAGUAGCAGAGCUCGAUUCUCCCAUCAUUCUCAGCCAGAAGCAGGACUCUUUGUUUCAGCACCUCCUGCAUAGUGGGCAACAGUGAUCCCCCCGAAGAGAUGAACAACUUGGCAGUUACUACCUUGUAACUGGAAACCUUCCCCCUAUAACAGGGCCUUUCCCCUGAUAUUUCCCUUCAUCUUCAGCACAGUCAAAUAUACACUUCACAUCCUGCUGAAGCUCCAGAUUAUAACUAGAAGCCAGCAGAAGAUAUCUACUCCCAAGUGUAUGAACAGAUAUGUUUUCUCAGGUUGAGAAGUACAUAAUUAUUUUUACAAAGAAUAAAUGUCAUUUUCUAAGGGGUCUGUUGAUGCAUGGUUUGAGGAAUGUAUGUAUUUCUUUUGAAAUAUCAAGUCUUUUUGAGUUGUCACUAUGGUCUACUAUGCUGCUGUCAAGUCUUUCUAAAAGGUGGUUGCAUUAAACUGAAAAACUCUGGACAA
Anolis sagrei ordinatus is the source of this 5149-nucleotide messenger RNA. It is a transcript of the gene ABCC10, whose product is annotated as ATP binding cassette subfamily C member 10. Gene Ontology annotation, cellular component: membrane. Gene Ontology annotation, biological process: transmembrane transport. Lineage: Eukaryota; Metazoa; Chordata; Lepidosauria; Squamata; Anolidae. The record is from RefSeq and is a predicted model, not a curated record. Gene Ontology annotation, molecular function: ABC-type transporter activity; ATP binding; ATP hydrolysis activity.